Molecule: messenger RNA, 814 nt
Organism: Syzygium oleosum
Lineage: Eukaryota; Viridiplantae; Streptophyta; Magnoliopsida; Myrtales; Myrtaceae
Exons: 6
Coding region: 41-544 (167 amino acids)
Biological process (GO): positive regulation of proteasomal ubiquitin-dependent protein catabolic process
Cellular component (GO): Cul4-RING E3 ubiquitin ligase complex
Source: RefSeq, a predicted model, not a curated record
CCGGGCGCGGCGCCCGGUCUCCCUCCCUCCCUCCGGCGCCAUGGAAGGCACCUCCAGCCACCACCCGCCGCCGCCGCCGAAUCCGGCGGCGUCCAAGCUCCUCUCCAACCUCCCCUCUCGUGGCCUCUUCUCCUCCACCGUCCUCUCCCCCAAUCCGGGCGGAAUGCGAGUUUACGUUUGUGAGCAUGACACAUCACCGCCAGAGGGGCAAGUGAUAAGGACAAACCAACAAAAUAUACUGAUAAGAGCACUCACAAUCAAGAAACAGAGGGGAGAUCCUAGCUCGAGGAAUACAAAGGGUGUGACUAUAGCUGAAGGUUCUAGGAAGAGAGCAUCCGAGAGACUUUUGGAUAGUGGGACAUCAUCUAAGAGACCUGCUGGUCAGGCUGGUUCUCGACAAGAGGGUUCAAGCAUUCAUUUAACGGACAAGGAAUUGCACAGUUUGACCGUGGAGAGGCUUCGUGCACUUCUCAAGGAAAAAGGUCUUUCUCUUAAAGGCAAGAAGGAUGAGUUGAUUGCGCGCUUAAAGGGUACAAGUGGCUAAGGUUCCCGAGGAGAAAGGUUGAGUAAAGCUCUCAUAUUGUACUGAACACCUAAAGAAAGGAUGAGAAGGUUAAGUGCUGGUUGUGAUAGAGGUUUGGAAAAUAUUGUAGGGGGCCGAACACUGGGGAACCGAACUCACACUAACUUGAAGGGAGAGUGACUAGUCCAGAUGUUGGUGUGUCAAACUGUACAGUUUGGUUGGUUAUGUUCUUGAGGGGUCUAUGCUGAACGUUGUAAUUUUUUCUUUUGGGGAAUGUGGGUUUUCUUUAAA